This is a messenger RNA of Cannabis sativa, 622 nucleotides long. RefSeq lists its product as uncharacterized. The transcript is spliced from 2 exons. NCBI's taxonomy places the organism in Eukaryota, Viridiplantae, Streptophyta, Magnoliopsida, Rosales, Cannabaceae. The record is from RefSeq and is a predicted model, not a curated record. Bases 266 to 622 code for a protein of 118 amino acids.
UCUUAGAUUUUAAGCAAGAGGUUAAUAGUCUUUGUGAAAGAUAUUGGCCAACUUCGUCCUCUAUCACUAAGGAAUCUGUUAGGGAAUGUUUUACCACCAAGAGGUGGGGUGAUUCUGAUGAGGAUGCUGUGAAGUUGGCAGUUUUGUAUUUUGUGGAGUGGUUCUUGCUUAGUGGCACUAAGCAUAAAAAUGUACCCAAGUCUAUUUUAGAUGUUGUAGAUAGUGGGAGGUACAAUGAAUUUGCUUGGGGCCGGAGUUCUUUUGAAUGACUAUUUCCUCAUUGAAGGGUAAGCUUGAUAGUUGGGUUGAGGGUGUUAGGAAGGCAAGGAGUUCGGGAAAGAGGCCGAGUGUUUUUUACACUUUGAUUGGUUGUCCUCAUGUUCUUCAAGUUUGGUUCUACGAGUGUUGUAAGUACAUGAAAGGUAAGUACUGCCAAAAGGAAAGCUCUCGUAUUCCAAGGAUCACUCAGUGGACAUGCAAUAGUCAACCUACUUUCAAAGUUUUGAAGACUACUAUCUUUGAUGUUUCCAAAGAUAAGCUGCAACUUUCAAAUAUGAGGCCCACGGCUGGUGAGUUCAAAGCUUUGGCGAAGCGGUUUCAAGUUCGACACCAGAGCUACUGA